AUGGGUUCUUCUUCUCUGAGGUCGUUCACUUCAGUUUUAUGGUCUACUUUAACGUUCUUGUUCGUGAAAAUUUCAGCAGAAGCAUCUUUUGAAUCAGAGGCAAAUUCUCUGCAUCACAGUGGUUGGUGGCCUGCCGCCAUUACCAGCAACAAUUCUGUGUCCGCAUGCAUGUGGCCGGGCAUUUCGUGCAACGAUGCAGGAAGCAUCACUGGAAUUGACUUACCAGAAGAGUACCAGAUAGGAGACCGAUUUGGUAACCUGAAUUUUUCUCUACUUCCGAAUCUUACUUCUCUGCAACUGCAUUUAAAUGGACUCACCGGCUCCAUUCCCCUUCAAAUAUGCGCAGUCCCGAGGCUCUCGCACUUGGACUUGUCCUCGAAUUAUCUAACUGGUGAGUUGCCUCCUUGCCUCGGAAAUCUCACUAGUUUAGGAUGGCUAGAUGUGUCUAUCAAUCAGUUGUCUGGCUCUAUUCCCUUAGCACUAGGGAGUUUGAAGAACUUGUUCCGCUUGGACUUACAUUUGAACCUUCUCACUGGUCCAAUCCCGAUUACCUUCGGUCGUUUGAGCAAUUUAAGCCUCAUUGACCUUAGCUCAAAUCAGUUAGGUGACAUCAUCCCUUCGGAAACUGGGAACCUCAGCAAACUAUGCUCUAUUGAUAUAAGCGGUAACGAAUUUGAGGGAGCGAUUCCACCUACUCUCAGUCGUCUGUUCAAUUUAAGGUCUCUACAUCUUUCCUCCAAUCGAUUAGGUGGUUCUAUUCCUCCUGAGAUAGGGGAUCUCAAGAACUUGCGUACGAUGGAUCUGAGCUUUAAUAACUUUGUUGGAUCAAUUCCUGCAACUCUAGUUCUUCUCUCCAAUUUGACAUUUCUUGGUCUCUCCACCAAUCGAUUAGGCGGUUCCAUUCCUCCUAAAAUAGGAAUCAAGAACUUGGUCACUAUGGAUCUAAGCUCCAACGAUUUCAACGAGUCAGUCCCGUGGAGUCUUCGGAAUUUGACAAACUUAAGAUACCUAUACCUGCAACGGAACCAAUUCACCAACUCCAUUUCGUCCAGAAUAGGAUAUCUAGAGAACAUCAAUCGCAUGGAUUUAAGUGGUAACAAGUUCAGUGGGGCCAUUCCCUCAUCCAUUGGGAAUUUAAAGAGUUUAUCACAUCUCAGUUUGCAAGAAAACGGGUUCAGUGGCUCUAUUCCAUUAGAAAUAGGUCAUUUGGACAACUUGAUUGAGAUGAGGCUGAGCCAUAAUUCCUUUAUCUGCCCCAUCCCUUCCUCUCUGGGAAACCUGGUAAGCUUGAAAUCUUUGUAUCUGCAAGCCAAUCGUUUCAAUUGUUCCAUCCCGCGGGCAAUAGCAAAUCUGACGAGUCUCAUCAACCUGGACAUGAGCUCAAAUGACUUGAUCGGAUCAAUUCCGAGUGAACUUGGGAGUUUACCCAUGUUAAAGUAUCUUGACCUCCGCAAUAAUUCGCUCUCCGGCACUAUACCAAAAGGCAUGGAGUUUGCUUCUCUCUCUUCUGUGAAUUUAUCAUACAACUCCUUGAUGGGUCCAAUCCCACGACAUCUCCUGGAUACUUAUUCGCGUAGUGCUUUCAACGGAAACAAAGAUUUGUACACUGAACCUCCAUUUGCACCUGUGAGUAGCCCCAUUCCUUUGAGGACCCCUCCUUCCUUGAGCAAGCCUUCCGCAGUGAUGUUAUCGCUACCUUGCCUUUUAGUUGUCGCUUCAAUUCUGGGGUCUUGCUUCUUUCUUUGGUGCGCAUUGAAGAGGGUUCAGCCAGAGGAGACAGUAGAAAAGGAUGGAAAUUUCUUGUCAAUAUGGAAUUAUGAUGGGAAGAUAGCAUAUGAAGACAUAAUUGCUGCCACGGAAGACUUUGACAUCAAAUACUGCAUUCAAAGAGGUGCUUAUGGUAGUGCGUACAGGGCGCAAUUGCCGAAUGGGAAGGCUGUAGCACUGAAGAAGGUUAAUCGCUCUGAAGCCGAGGACCCAAAUUUCAAUAAAAGCUUUCAAAAUGAAGUGAAGCACUUGACUGAAAUAAGACACAGAAGCAUAAUCCGGCUCUAUGGUUUCUGCUUGCAUAGGCGGUCGAUGUUCUUAAUUUAUGAGUAUAUGGAAGGGAGUCUAUUUUGUGUUCUGAGAAAUGACACUGAAGCAAUGGAGUUAGAUUGGGUGAGGAGAGUGAAUCUCAUCCAGGAUGUGGCACACGCCCUGUCUUACUUGCAUCACGGGUGUGCUCAGCCUGUUGUUCAUAGGGACAUAUCCAGCAGCAACGUUUUACUCAACAAUGAAAUGCGGGCUGUCCUAUCAGAUUUCGGGGCGGCAAGGUUACUACAGGGAAAUUCUUCGUCCAAUCUCACUUCAAACAUAGUAGGGACCCAUGGAUAUCUUGCUCCAGAGCUCGCUUAUACGCUCGUGGUCAACGAGAAAAGUGACGUAUACAGCUUCGGAGUAGUUGCAUUGGACACUAUAAUGGGCAAGCAUCCAAGAGGGAUCAUAUCAAGUUUGUGGACAUCAUCGGAAGAUCAUAUAAUGCUACAUCAAAUAUUAGACCCGCGUCUGCCUUAUCCAAAAGAGAAUUCCUGGGCGAGAGAUAUAGCCAUAGCAGUCACUUUAGCGCUUGCUUGCUUGAGUUCCAAGCCCAAAUUACGGCCAACAAUGAAACAGGUGUCCGAGGCUUUUCUAGCUCGAAAGUUACAAUUAGCCAAGCCCUUUCACGCAAUUUCGUUGAUUGAGCUUCGCAUAAAUCGAGAGGCGUGGUUAAGAGACGACAGGUCCGGAACUUCACCGAGACUCGAACAGUAAAAUGUGGGUUUUCAACGUGGUUAUAAGCUGUAACAGCAGGUUCCAUUGGGCUGAAAGCUUUACUUUGUCGAUUGGGAUUGGAGUGAGAACUUCGUCUAUGUGUAUAUCUGA
Eucalyptus grandis is the source of this 2904-nucleotide messenger RNA. Its product is annotated as probable leucine-rich repeat receptor-like protein kinase At1g35710. The record is from RefSeq and is a predicted model, not a curated record. NCBI's taxonomy places the organism in Eukaryota, Viridiplantae, Streptophyta, Magnoliopsida, Myrtales, Myrtaceae. Gene Ontology annotation, molecular function: protein kinase activity; ATP binding; protein binding. Gene Ontology annotation, biological process: protein phosphorylation.